CAAAUCAGUGACUAACACCCCCCUCUCCCCCGCACUGACCAUGAGAUGUCCAUCUCUUCUCCCUAGUAAAUCUACCGUUGAUAGCAGUUUCAGUUCCGUAGGAAGUGUUCAGCAUGAGAUAUUCAUUUCACUGACUACAGUAAUGGCCUGAAAGUAACUUUUUCAGUCACUGAUAGGCAGAGAGGAAAAUCUGGCUUUGGCACGAGGCACUGGAGGUGGAUGCCCAGCCUGGAUUAAAGAAUGAAAACAGAUCCCACAACAUCAAAACUUUGUGCAGUUCCAAAGAUUCCUCUUCCUGGGCAGCCGCACAAAGAAGGUGGUGGAGGGCAGCAGGUGGGAUGGCAGCUGACAGGAAGGCGGAGAGAAGAGACUGGAGAUUGGGAGGCUGACGGUGGCUCUGGUGCCUCUGUCCCCAGACCCCUGAGGGAAACAAGAAGCAAGGUGGUCACAAUGAGGACCAAGGUGCCCUUCUUCCUCUUCCUGACUCUCCUGAGCAGCUCACAGGGAACAGGGCCAGGAAUGACUUUGCAGCUGAAGCUGAAGGAUUCCUUUCUAGCAAAUUUCUCCUAUGAUUCCAACUUCCUGGAAUUGCUCGAGAAGCUCUGCCUCCUCCUCCACCUCCCGCCAGGGACCAACGUCACCCUCCAUCAUGCGGGACCCCCGCUGCAUGUCAUCUGCAAAGUCUGAGAACACUUGAAACCUGUGUCCCCGCCUUGGCCCACCGGGGCACAAGAGGGACGCCCAACCCUGCUGAGUGGUGGUAGAUGUGCUGAAUUCAAUGACUUGUCUUUGUGGGUUCAUGAGCAGAAGGCCAGCAGGAAAACGGAAUUGGACACCAAAGUCUCUGACUCUCUCUCUUAUUAAGCAGAGGGAUUCUGGGAUGGACACCCUCUCCUUCAACACCAGUGUGAAAGGCCUAGAAAGAAUCUGGGGCAUUAACUGUCUGGGGACACACGCACCACACUCCCGCACGCAUGUGCGUGAACAUAACACUUCAAGCUGAGAUCUUCAUAACGCCUGGGAAUAAAGCAAAGAAGCCUGUAUGAAUUCUCACUUUGUUCCAGGCUCAAUGCUUUCCUAUUUUGAUGCUUGCAGCAAUUUUGAAUGUAGCAUAAUAGGUGUCAUUAUCCAAUUUUACAGUUGAGGACUGAGGCUUACCGAGAGUAAGUCACUCAUUCGAGGUCCAUUAGCAGCAGACAGGUCCAACACCAGACAAAUGCCUUGACUUAAGCAAGAUUUUCAUUUCGUCUCUCUUUGCUUCAGCUUUGGGGCUGGGAGCGCAGGAGCCCAGAGAGAAAUGUGGACAGAACAGUCUCCAGACGUGGGCCCCUGACCCAGGGCCCCACACAGGUC
Molecule: messenger RNA, 1353 nt
Organism: Ailuropoda melanoleuca (giant panda)
Lineage: Eukaryota; Metazoa; Chordata; Mammalia; Carnivora; Ursidae
Gene: SFTA2
Product: surfactant associated 2
Exons: 5
Coding region: 241-687 (148 amino acids)
Source: RefSeq, a predicted model, not a curated record